AUGGGUCCCCCGCGGAGCGCCGCCGCCCUGCUGGCUGUGGCCGCCGCCGCCGCCUUCUGCGCGGGUGCAGCUGCGCUCUCCGCCCCGUCGUCUGCGCCGGCGCCGGCGCCGCAGCCUAUCUUCGAUGACCUGGAGGAGGUGCGCUCCGGCGUGGUGUGGCUGUGCCGGCACGUCUGCAAGGGCCGCAUCUUCUGCGCGCUGUGCCCCGCCACCACCUCCAGCACCAGCACCACCACGACGGCGAAGCCGGAAGCCGGGCCCCCCGCCGCCCCCGCCGCCCCCGCCGCCGGUCCAGCCGCCGCCCCCGGCACCGCUCCCGCAGCCGCUCCUGCCAGCAAUGCGACGGCUACGGGAAAGUGA
Messenger RNA from Schistocerca gregaria, 360 nucleotides. Its product is annotated as nematocyst expressed protein 3-like. The record is from RefSeq and is a predicted model, not a curated record. NCBI's taxonomy places the organism in Eukaryota, Metazoa, Arthropoda, Insecta, Orthoptera, Acrididae. Bases 1 to 360 code for a protein of 119 amino acids. The transcript is spliced from 3 exons.